AUGACCUGUCUCCAGAAGAGGCUCAAAUAUCUAUCUGAUCACUUGUCCGCUCACUCAAUCCCUUGGUUCUCUCCUCGCUAUAACGGCCACACGAACUCGGAUACUACUCUUGCUGCCACUCUCGGCUAUAUUCUUACGAUGCUGUGGAACCAAAAUAAUGCAUCCCCAGAGGGAGGUCCCAUGAGUUCCAUAAUUGAGUACAUAGUUGGACAGCAGUUUUGCAAAUUAGUUGGAUAUGGCUAUGACGCUGACGCUCUCAUGACUGGAUGGGGUCAUAUCACUUGUGAUGGUACAAAGCGACAUGCUGAUGGUGCUUGUGCAGCUCGUAACCUCAAAUUUUACCCUCUUUCCUUUUACUUGGCCAUUACAGAAGGAAAUCUGCAGACUAUAGCCUCAGAGUUCACUGUGAGGCUCUGUGAUGGUACAACGAAGUUACUCGAGGACUGUUACAACGAAGCAGACACAUUAGGGUGCCCGCCAUGGGAAUUGCUUAAUCUUGAAGUAGACGUGAUCCUCGAGCUUGCUAGUCGUGUUACAAAGGAAUUUGGGAUCUCGCCAGAAUACGCCGAAAAUGCUGUGCACCCUUACCUUGUUCAGCAGAUUGGAGAGAACGAACUUGAGGCGAAAGUCAAGAUGUCCAAGUCCCCUGUUGUCUUGUUAAGGGCCACAAACCUUCCUUCUUGGCAAAUAUCAUGCUAUGUCACCGGUAUCGACAUGAAUGAUCAUCUCCGUAAAAUCAAGGUCGACGAUGACGCUCGCUUGGACACCAGUGAUCUCAAAGCGAAGUUGGAUCAAUGUCAGAGAGAUUGUCAAUCUGUAUAUGCCGUGAUAACUAUUGUGGGCACGGCUGAGCAUGGAGCCGUCGACCCACUAGGCGACAUUAUUGACACUCGCAAAAUGUAUCAAGCAAACGGCCUGUAUUUCUAUGUCCAUGCCGAUGCAGGGUACUUUGCAACGCUACUGCGCCAGCCCAGUGGUUCAGUUUCUAAGGCUGCUCCUGGAUUGCAAGUUCCUUCUGAGAAUUCGCCUGCAAGUGAUAUGCACAUCGCCGCCAUGUCUAGUGCCGACUCGGUCACUAUCGAUCCGCACCUGGCGGGCUUCGUACCUUAUCCUGCGGGAGGGCUCUGUUUUCGAAACCAGCAAGCACGAUUUAUGCUCACCACCUCAGCCCCAUACGUAAACGCAGAUAGCCCUCACGAAAAUAUGGGUGUGUAUGGCCUGGAAGGAAGUAAACCAGGCGCAGCCCCUGUAGCCGUUUACCUUUCGCACUCUGUCAUCGGUUUGCAUAGCCAAGGUUACGGAGCUCUUCUUGGAGAGGCUGCUUUUACUGCUGUGAAGAUGUAUUGCAAUUGGGCAACGAUGUCGCUUAAUGAUCCCGACCUGAUUGUAACUCCCUUCACUAGGCUACUGGCAGAAAGGAACGGCGGCGACGUUCAAUAUAUCCUGGACAAUAUCGUACAUAAGACUAACAGCGAGAUCUUGGACAAUCCAGAUGCUAGCAAGUUGAUCAAAGAGCUAGGCUCGGACCUUGUCAUCAAUCUUUUCGCAUGUCACUUCAAUGUGGCCCCCAGCACUCCAAAUACGGAUGUUCAACAAGCCAACCUCCUGGACUACGCUAUGUACGAAGCGCUGUCCCUUCUCAAACAUACGGACGAUGCAAUGUCAAAGAAGAUCAUUAUAGGAUCCACAGUACUCAAAAGUGCAAAAUUUGGGUCUGCUCUGGUUAACUAUAAGAAGCGUUUAGGGCUUGGGGGUGAUGUUUCGGUAUAUUUUUGGAAAAAUAGUAUUAUACAAAAAGUGGCUGCACUAGGAGAGCUUGAACACCCACCAUCAAAUGGUUUAGGAGUCUGA
Serpula lacrymans var. lacrymans S7.9 is the source of this 1851-nucleotide messenger RNA. RefSeq lists its product as uncharacterized. Lineage: Eukaryota; Fungi; Basidiomycota; Agaricomycetes; Boletales; Serpulaceae. The record is from RefSeq and is a predicted model, not a curated record. The coding region runs from base 1 to 1851 and encodes 616 amino acids. The transcript has 10 exons.